AUGUCCAAACGCCCCCGUAUGUCCCAGGCUCCCGAGAAGCCACCAUCCAGCGUGGAGCUGGAGAAAAGACGGCCAGGGCGGCCACGCAAAUCCAUAAGCCAAGCCACGAAGCCAGAUUUCUCCCAGACUCAGACACCGAGGCCAACGCCGUUAAGUGAGCAAAACCCCAACAUCAGUAGCAACGGCCAGAAGGAGGAUGCACCCUCCAGCACGAGUCCCGGCCAACGCCAAACUGGAACUGAAGCCCGUCCGGGUCGUCCCCGAAGCAUGCGCAGUCGGUCGCGGCCGCCACACCGGCAUUCAACAGGGCUUAAUAAUAGUUUCUCCGAGCAGGACCAGACACAGACACCGGAGGGUAGUCAACAGGACACCCCGCGCGGUGCAGAAGAUCCAGUGUCUUUUGAUCCAGAGACAGGCUCCGGGAAGGAAAACCCGCCGGGAAAGACAAAUGGUGCUCAUACUGAUGAUGGGAAUAAGCGUGAAGCGCAAGAAAAACGAAAGGCACAGGUUGCCGCGCGCGAUACGAUGGCACGCUUGGCCAUGCAGCGCGAAGAAGCCAUGGAAACGGAGGCUCGCUGA
Messenger RNA from Aspergillus nomiae NRRL 13137, 579 nucleotides. RefSeq lists its product as uncharacterized. The transcript has a single exon. The record is from RefSeq and is a predicted model, not a curated record. The coding region runs from base 1 to 579 and encodes 192 amino acids. Lineage: Eukaryota; Fungi; Ascomycota; Eurotiomycetes; Eurotiales; Aspergillaceae.